Molecule: messenger RNA, 895 nt
Organism: Fukomys damarensis (Damara mole-rat)
Lineage: Eukaryota; Metazoa; Chordata; Mammalia; Rodentia; Bathyergidae
Product: acidic leucine-rich nuclear phosphoprotein 32 family member E-like
Exons: 1
Coding region: 143-895 (250 amino acids)
Biological process (GO): regulation of apoptotic process
Cellular component (GO): nucleus
Molecular function (GO): histone binding; phosphatase inhibitor activity
Source: RefSeq, a predicted model, not a curated record
AUAACUCUCAGCAGAUAUUUCCUAAAAGAAAUCACACAGGAGUCUCUGAGCAGCAUUUGAAGGGGAAGGAAUUGUGUGGUUGGGUAGUGGGAACAGCAGGAAAGGAGAAAGGAGAGUAGUAGCAGAAGAGCAGGAAGAAGACAUGGAGAUGAAGAAGAGGAUUAGCCUGGAGUUAAGGAACAGAGCCCCAGAGGAGGUCACAGAAUUGGUCGUUGAUAAUUGCCUGUGUGUCAAUGUGGAAAUUGAGGGCCAGAAUGACACUUUUAAGGAACUAGAAUUUCUGAGUGUGGCUAACGUGGCAUUAAGUUCACUGACCCAGCCUCCCAGCCUAAAUAAACUUCAGAAGUUGGAACGUAGUGACAAUGCAAUUUCUGGAGGCUUGGAAGUUUUAGCAGAAAAACGUCCACAUCUUAUGUACCUCAAUCUGAGUGGAAACAAAAUCAAAGAUCUGAGUACAGUAGAAGCUCUGCAAAAUCUUAGAAAAUGGAAAAGUCUGGAUUUCUUUCAUGGUGAGAUCACAAACCUGGAAGAUUACCAAGAAAGUAUUUUUGAACUGCUUCAGCAAAUCAUGUAUUUAGAUGGAUAUGAUCAGGAAGAUAAUGAAGCCCCUGACUCAGAAGAGGAGGAGGAUGAAGAUGAUGAAGAUGAAGCUGGUCUUCCUGAAGGGCAGAAAGAGGAAGAGGAGGAAGAUGGGGAUGAAGAUGAGGAGGAAGAUGAAGCAGGCUCAGAACUGGGAGAGGAGGAAGUGGGCCUCUCAUACUUAAUGAAAGAAGAAACUCAGGAUGAGGAAGAUGAUGAUGACUAUGUUGAAGAAGGAGAAGAGGAGGAGGAAGAGGAAGAUGAUGCCUGGCUCACUCCAAGGCCAUGUUCCCUAGAAUUCCCAGGUGUGCAGUAG